AUGCCUUCUCACUUUGACACGCUUCAAUUGCACGCUGGCCAGGAGGUGGAGAAGCCUCACGGCGCCAGAGCUCCUCCUAUCUAUGCUACUACUUCUUAUGUGUUUGACGACUCCAAGCAUGGUGCCCAGUUGUUCGGUCUUGAGACCCCGGGUUACAUCUACUCUCGUAUCAUGAACCCUACCAAUGAUGUUUUUGAGAAGAGAAUUGCUGCUUUGGAAGGUGGUAUUGGUGCUUUGGCAGUGGCCUCUGGUCAGGCUGCUCAGUUUAUCACCAUUGGCGGUUUGGCCCAUGCUGGUGAUAAUAUCGUUUCCACGUCUUACUUGUAUGGAGGCACCUACAACCAGUUCAAGGUGGCUUUCAAGAGAUUGGGCAUUGAGACCAGAUUUGUCAAUGGUGACUCUCCAGACGACUUUGCCAAGUUGAUUGACAACAAGACUAAGGCUAUCUACGUUGAGUCUAUUGGUAACCCCAAGUAUAACGUUCCUGACUUUGACAAGAUCAUCAAGAUCGCUCACGAUAACGGCGUUCCCGUCGUUGUGGACAACACCUUUGGCGCUGGCGGCUACUUGGUGAGUCCAAUCAAAUUGGGUGCUGACAUUGUGGUUCAUUCGGCUACAAAGUGGAUUGGUGGCCACGGUACAACCAUCGGUGGUGUCAUUGUGGACUCUGGUAAGUUCCCAUGGAAAGAAUACCCUGACAAGUUCCCUCAAUUCUCUAAGCCUUCUGAAGGUUACCACGGAUUGGUCUUGAACGACGCUUUGGGCGAGGCUGCUUUCAUUGGCCACGCUAGAAUUGAAUUGUUGAGAGACUUGGGUCCAGCUUUGAACCCAUUCGGCUCUUUCCUUUUGCUCCAAGGUUUGGAAACCUUGUCUUUGCGUAUUGAAAGACAGUCCUACAAUGCUUUGAAGCUUUCUCAGUGGUUGGAGAAGUCUUCCCACGUCAAGUGGGUCUCUUACGUUGGUUUGCCUUCCCACGAGAGCCACGAAUUGGCUAAGAAGUACUUCAACACAGAACACUACGGUGGUGUUUUGGCCUUAGGUGUUAAGGACCUCGAGGAGAAGGUGGACGACCCAUUCAAGGAAGCUGCCGCACAGGUUGUGGACAACUUGGAGGUUGCUUCUAACUUGGCUAAUGUCGGUGACUCCAAAACUUUGGUUAUUGCCCCAUACUUCACUACUCACCAGCAAUUGAGUGACGAGGAGAAGCUCAACUCGGGUGUUACCAAGGAGUUAAUUAGAGUGUCUGUUGGUACUGAGUUCAUUGACGAUAUUAUUGCCGACUUUGAGCAGUCGUUCAAGAAGGUCUACGGAGCUUAG
Messenger RNA from Candidozyma haemuli, 1317 nucleotides. RefSeq names its product bifunctional cysteine synthase/O-acetylhomoserine aminocarboxypropyltransferase (gene MET15). Bases 1 to 1317 code for a protein of 438 amino acids. The record is from RefSeq and is a predicted model, not a curated record. Gene Ontology annotation, molecular function: pyridoxal phosphate binding; transferase activity, transferring alkyl or aryl (other than methyl) groups. Gene Ontology annotation, biological process: transsulfuration. The transcript has a single exon. Lineage: Eukaryota; Fungi; Ascomycota; Pichiomycetes; Serinales; Metschnikowiaceae.